ACCCGACGCAGGCAUGCAAGAGGUGUUUGGAGCUCACGACCGAACUCACGUCUCUCUCUUAUUUUGUCCGUAAUAUUAUUUUAAUUUUAAUUUUAUUACUAACUUAAAUUCUAAUUCUAAUGAAAAUGACUCUAAACAGUUAACAAACGUCCAAAUUGAAUUCUAAAUUUAAAUUUAAUUUUUUUUUAUAUUUUUUGAAAAUAUAUUGACUAGAUCCAAAUUUUAAAAUAAAAGAAUUUAUAUAUUUUUUUAUAAAAGAUAAUAACUAAUUUAACCAUAAAACGUGACUUAUGGGCACUUUUAUCACUAAAUUUUAAAAACAAGUGGAACAUCUUUGGUUUAUCUACCGACUGUUUGUGAUUGAAUAGGAAGAAAAAAUCAGUAGUUGAUUCGAGUUGAGAGGUCACAACGAAACCGGCGUGUGAUUCGAGCUGUUCGGCGGCGACGUAUUCUCUGGCUCCGAUUGCCGAGUUUCGAAUAUUAUCAUCCAUGGCCGCCACUCUCUCUCUCUUGCCUCCUCAAUCUCUUUCCCUAUCGAGCCACCUCCAUUUCCCUCUCCACUCCACUCCAAUUUCGAAUUCCUGCUUUGCCACUUCUCUCUCCUUCAACUCCAAUUCUUCUAGAAACCCUAGGACCAAUGGCGACGAGAAACCCCAGUUUUCGCGCUCCGACGCGGCUGUUAAGAUGCCCACAGCUCCGUGGAUGAAAGCUCCCCUUCUUCUUCAACCCAGUCAAGUCUUGGACCUCUCCAGGCCGAGAAAGGAGAAGAAAUCCGCUAUCGAUGAAGACGAGAAACGCUACCAGUCGUUGACGGGUAAAGUUAGCGGCGGGAGAGGGAAGAAAGCGAUGAAGAAGAUUUUUGAACGCAUUGAGAAACUUCGAGAAGCUCGUGACUCAGAGGAGGCGGUGAAGAAUCCAGAAGCCCCUGAUUUUGGUUUUUCGUUAGAGGAAUUGGGGGAUGGUGAGAAUUCAGAGGUUGGAGGGAAAAUGCCAUGGGAGGGCGAUGAGAAGGUCGUGUUUCGGAGAACCAAGAAAGAGAAGGUGGCGACGGCUGCUGAAUUGAGCCUUGAUAGGGAGCUUCUUGAGAGGUUGAGGAGUGAGGCUGCAAGAAUGAGGAGUUGGGUCAAGGUUAACAAAGCUGGAGUGACUCAAGCUGUUGUGGACCAGGUUCAUCUGAUUUGGAAGGAUAAUGAGCUUGCCAUGCUGAAAUUCGGUCUGCCAUUGUGCCGGAACAUGGACAGAGCUCGAGAAAUUCUCGAGACCAAGACAGGAGGCUUAGUUGUAUGGAGUAAGAGGGAUGAACUUGUUAUUUAUAGAGGAUGUGGUUAUCAGUUUGGACAGAAAACAUUUUUGAAGAUGAAUUCCAGUUUUGCUGGAGGUCAAGAAACUUCUUCCUUGAAAAUCAGUAAUCAUGAAUUUAAAUAUGACAAUUUUCUUUCUCAAGUAAAAUCAGAUGACAAUACCAUAGAUGAAAAGAUGAGCAUAAAAGAUGGUGAAAUAGAGAUUAUGCCAAUAAAUGGCUCUUUGUAUGAAAGAGAAGCAGAUAGACUAUUGGAUGGCUUGGGACCCCGUUUCAUUGAUUGGUGGAUGCCGAAGCCUUUGCCAGUAGAUGCAGAUUUUCUCCCUGAAGUGGUUCCAGGGUUCAGACCCCCAUUUAGGCGUUGCCCACCUCAUGCCAGUGCAAAGCUGACCGAUGAUGAACUGACAUACUUGAGGAAGCUUGCUCGUGCAUUACCCACUCAUUUUGUCCUUGGAAGAAACAAAAACCUUCAGGGCUUGGCCGCAGCUAUCAUAAAAUUGUGGGAGAAAUGUCAUAUAGUGAAAAUUGCUGUGAAAUGGGGAACUCCAAAUACGGAUGAUGCACAAAUGGCUUAUGAGCUCAGGUAUCUCACAGGGGGAGUUCUGUUGUUGCGUAACAAGUUCUUAAUAAUACUUUAUAGAGGAAAGGACUUUCUUCCUUGUAAAGUUCAAAACCUGGUGGCAGAGAGAGAAAUGGAACUUAAAAAAUGCCAACUUCAGGAGGAAGCUGCACGCCUGAAAGCAAGUGGAACUUUUUAUGCCAUUAAUGAAUGUGUUGUAGAAACUAGCACAAGUGGAACUUUAACAGAAUUUAAGGAUAUUCAAGUAGAAAGUGAACGUGUGAAAAAUGGAAGUAGGGAGAUUGAUAAACAACUGGAAGCUGAAAAGGAAAGACUGGAGAAGCUACUGAGAAAUCAAGAAAGAAAGCUUCGUACUCUUAAUAUGAAGAUAAAGAGGUCAGCAAAAGAGUUGGCAAAACUAAAUUCUGCAUGGAGGCCUGCCGAGCAAGAUGCUGACCAGGAAAUGAUUACUCAAGAAGAGAGAGAAUGCUUUAGGAAAAUCGGACAGAAGAUGGAUAGCAGUUUAGUUCUUGGAAGACGUGGGGUCUUUGAUGGUGUAAUAGAAGGCUUACAUCAGCACUGGAAGCACAGAGAAAUUGCCAAGGUGAUUACAAUGCAGAGAUUGUUUUCCCAGGUUGCCCGUACUGCAAAACAGCUUGAAGCAGAAUCAGGUGGAAUACUUGUUUCUAUAGACAAGCUCAAAGAAGGCCAUGCUAUCAUUCUAUACCGUGGGAAAAACUACAGACGACCUUUAAAUUUGGUGUCCCAGAAUCUUCUGAACAAAAGAGAAGCAUUACACUGGUCUCUUGAAAUGCAGAGAAUUGGAUCGCUGAAGUUUUUUGCCAAUCAGAGGCAGCAAGCAAUCACUGAAUUAAAAUAUAAACUGGCAGAAUUAGAGAAAAGACGAGGAACCAUUUAGAAUGAACCUGACAAUCCAGAUGUAAUGAGCUUAAAGAUCUGUGACACCGUGGAAUUCAGUCUUAUGCCCAUCUGAGGAACAAACAGUGCAAUGGGGAGAGUAGUAAUCUCGCAUGUCAAUGGGCAUCAUAUCUGAUGGGAGGAGUCUGCCUUUGGAACUCAAGAUGUUUGUGGAGGGUUCUUGGAAGGAUACGCAACAACUGUGUGUUUACACAUUCAACUAAGCUAUUACAGUUGGUGUACAGCUAGACAGUUGUGGGGAGAAUUAGAAAAAUGACACAAAGCUAAAACGGAGAAGAUAAGAGUGACGGGAAGAAUUGGUGAAACAAAUUGACUUCAAUGUUGGGCUUCAUAAAAGAGAUGGGUGCCAACGAAGGCAACUUCUGAAAUUAAUUUUACGGUUCACCUCAAGCUCUCACCCUGUUAUGUUAGGCAUUUUCCUCUUUAGCUCAUGCCAUGCAAUAUGUUGGUGUUAUCUUUUUAACUAAGAUACCGCAGAAUAGAUGUUGCAGCGUGGUAUGGGUGUCUCAGAAACGAUGGCUCGUAAAAGAGGAAGAUUGCAGAAUACUCUCCCUUCUGGUCACCUGCGCACCUUUCUUAUUUUUCUUCACGAACUUUGCAAUAAUGACUGGGAAGAGUCCGGUGAUGGCUGGCAAGCUUUUGCAGGAGAGGAUGGUAUGUCCUUUUGCAGAAUUUCCGAAGAUUAUAGUCUCUUGAGGAGCCUCUACUGCUGACUCAUGGACAAUGACCAACUGGAAGAUUUUGUUUUGUGGGAAUUUGCGAAGGGUGAAGGCUGGCUUACAACAUGAUGUCAGACUUGGAGCCUUGACUGCUCGUCAGACAAAUUAACUGGUGUAGUGUUUUCAGACUGGAGUUGGCUUCCAUUGCUCAUCUUAAACUUGCUUCCUCGAUGACUUGCGUUCUUCUAGUUGGCCAUCUUUGACUCUGAAUCGUACCAGACAUGGGGGGAAAACUAAAAUAGUCUUGCAUAAUUUUAUUUGUAGAUUUGAUAAGACUUUUUAAGUUUCUCCUAGGGAGAAGAGUAGUGCUCUGAUAAGAAUUAGUCGUUGUCACAACCCUAUCUAGCGGAAGAAGAUAUGUUGCUUCUCAAGAUCAGAUUCCAGACAUCCAGUUGCAACAAAAUGAUAAUAAGAUAUUAGAAGAGAUUUAAAAAAAAUACUAAAAAGCUAUACCUUCCCGCCCCAAGGUAUGAUCUGUUGCAGCAUUGUGUCUAAAUAGGUUCAAAAAAUAUCGACGACUGCCUCUGUACGACCAUCAUCAUU
Diospyros lotus (date-plum) is the source of this 4060-nucleotide messenger RNA. RefSeq names its product chloroplastic group IIA intron splicing facilitator CRS1, chloroplastic. The record is from RefSeq and is a predicted model, not a curated record. NCBI's taxonomy places the organism in Eukaryota, Viridiplantae, Streptophyta, Magnoliopsida, Ericales, Ebenaceae. The transcript has 9 exons. The coding region runs from base 490 to 2778 and encodes 762 amino acids. Gene Ontology annotation, biological process: RNA splicing, via transesterification reactions. Gene Ontology annotation, molecular function: mRNA binding.